Molecule: messenger RNA, 4863 nt
Organism: Ixodes scapularis (black-legged tick)
Lineage: Eukaryota; Metazoa; Arthropoda; Arachnida; Ixodida; Ixodidae
Exons: 2
Coding region: 1-4863 (1620 amino acids)
Molecular function (GO): catalytic activity; nucleic acid binding
Source: RefSeq, a predicted model, not a curated record
AUGGAGACCGUGGAAGGUACGGAGAUUGAUCCGGAAGAGUUGAACGUGCCAGGACAAUGGUACGUUAGUAAGAAGAAAGGAAAAGCGGCCCCCCUAGUGGACAACGAGGCACGCCAUAUGGAACGGCAGCGAGCCGCCGAGAAGCUCGCAGGGAGGAAGCUGGCGGCAAAGUCGGUUGAAAGGCAGUUUGCCCGAGUUCCGGACGGCGCCGACAAAAUAGUCAUGAGGCCGCACGGCGGUCUCACACGUAUGAUGAAAUACGGAAGUGCGUAUUUGGCCGACGUAAUACUUAGGGCUGCUGGUGUCAGCCCAGACGCGGCCGGGGAGGACGUCAUCUUGAACGUGAAGCAACAUUCCAUUCUCGUCGCCACCGUCAGCGCAGAGAGGAAGAGAAAAUACGCCGACUUGAAGCUCCUCAUGUUUGAAGGGGAAAAAAUAGAAAUGACUACGUACAUCGCUAUGCCGGAGGACUGCGGGAAAGGCGUCGUUCAUGAAGUCCCUUUGUCCUUCUCGGACGAAGAUAUUUUGAAAAGGCUGCAAAUCUACGGGAAUCCUCCGGUCCUAGGAGUGCGAAGACUCGGAAGAGUAUCGAGGACAGUUUUAAUACUCUUCGAGGACAGAGAGGUACCGCGCUGGGUGCGACUCACGCCCGUGGCGCAACGCUGCGUACUCUACCGCAAGAAGUACGAGGUUUGUAACGCCUGCGGCCGGCUCGGGCACCGCGAAGACGUCUGCCCGGACCCCGGAAAUGUGAAAUGCCGUGGCUGUGGCAUGGAGAAACCGCCACAAAACCAUUUAUGCGAGUCCAAGUGCCAACUGUGCGGGAGAGGACACCCGCUCGGUGACAAAAAAUGUAGAGAACUCUAUCGUGUCCCUUACGAGGUGAAGAGGAAGAUAUGGGAACGCAAGAUCAACAUGCAACAGCAUCAGCAACUUCAGAAAAAGCAGCAAGCCGGAGCGACCACCGAGGGGAAUCUCCGAGGUCGUUCCAAGGUCAGGCGCGGAAACGAGGACUUUCGCGCCAGAAGCGACUCCUUCCCGAGGCUGGGGGAGACCACCGGGGGGAAGCAGCAGCGCAACCGCUCGAGCUCCCGCACCAGGGCGCACUCCGGAUCCAGACCCGGGGGGAGAUCGAGUUCCCGGGUCCCGGCGAACGCGUGGACAAUGAAGCGGAGCCCGAGCAGGGAUCGAAAAGGUGUAAGCUUUGGCAGUGAGGUUUCCCAGGCAAAAAAUAAGAAGGACGAGGAGAUCGAUAAAUUAAGGAAAGAGGUUGGGGAGCUUAAAGAGGUCGUUAAUAAGCUCACUCAAGAGUUACAGAAACCAAGAUUGCAGGAGUGCGCACGAAGUGAGUUGUUAAUCUGGCAGUGGAACUGUCGCGGCUUCCAACGCAAGCGGGCGUUAGUGCAACAAUAUCUGACGCUAUUAGAUGAGAAACCGCUAGUGAUAGCCCUGCAGGAGACGGGCAAAAUAGCAAAACUCUCAGGAUACCAAGCUUUUUCAAGUGACAGGGGUGAGAAAUCUCGCGUCACAACGUUGAUUAAGAGGAAUAUCGCAGCUAUUGAGCACGAAAUAAACUCGAAAGAAAUUGAGGCAGUGCUAUUGGAAAUACUUACGGGACGAAAGGAGGAACCGAGCGUCUUCCUCUUAAAUUUGUAUAGUACCCCAAAGCAGAGAAAGGUGGCAUUCAGGGUCCUCUUCCGCAAAGCGAUUAAGGCAGCCGGCACCAACCCCUUGCUAAUAGUUGGUGACUUUAAUGCGGCGCACCCGGAAUGGGGUUACGCUAAACAAGAUCCUAAAGGCAGGCAGUUAUGGGAGGAUGCGCAUGAGCUGGGAAUCACACUACACACCGACCCUAGUAGUCCAUCCAGGGUGGGUAACAGCGUGUGCGCAGACACCUCCCCUGACCUGACAUUCUCCAAAAAUGUGACAGACCUGACGUGGCAAAAUUCGGAGCAAAAUUUCGGCAGCGACCAUUUUAUUCUGGCCUCGAUCAUUAAAAAAGGAGUGAAGACGCGUUGUGCGCGUCAACCGAGGAUUACCGAAUGGGAAUUAUUUAGGAAUAAACGAGAGAAAGCUGCCACUGGGAGGAUCACAAACAUAGAGAAAUGGACGGAGAUCCUCAAGCGUCACGUUGGGGAGGCCACAAAGACACUUGAAGGGGACAAUGCCCCUGAGGUAGCUGAUAGCAAACUGCUUCACAUGUGGGAGGCAAAACACGGUAUGGAGCGCAGACUAAAGAGGCAAAAAUGGAACCGCAAUCUGAGAAGGAAGAUUGCUAGACAUAACAAAGAAAUUGAAAAUUAUGCGAUCAAAUUGUGCGAACAAAAUUGGUGCAGCCGAUGCGACGAGAUGGAACGGGGCAUGAGCCUUGCCAAAACAUGGGGUCUGCUGAGACACCUAUUAGAUUCGACCAAUUCGAAAACUCAAUCAGGAAUUAGAUUAUCAAAAGCCAGGCACGCGUUCGAGGUCACAGACGCAGAAUUUAUGGACAAACUAGUCAACAUGUAUAUUGGUGAUACCGCUAGUACCCCCCUCUUAGAGUACGACGGAGCUCCCAACGAGGAGCUCGACGCACCCAUCACGGAAGCGGAGGUCAGGGCAGAAAUAUUGGGACUAAAAACAAAAUCGGCCCCGGGUUCUGACGAGAUAACUAACAAAAUAUUAAGAAACCUGGACAAUGACUCCAUCAGCGCUCUGACGGAGUACAUGCAAGAUAUUUGGACUAAAGGUCACCUGCCUCGGCAGUGGAAGUCGGCAAACGUAAUUCUAAUCCCAAAGCCGGGCAAACCCCCUAGACUAGAAAAUUUAAGACCAAUUUCCCUAACCUCAUGCAUGGGGAAAUUGAUGGAGCGCGUAGUCCAGACCAGAUUGACGCGCUUUAUGGAGCAAAACGACCUGUGGCCGUGCGAGAUGGUCGGCUUCCGGCCGGGCUUGAGUACGCAGGACGUGAUGCUCCGACUGAAACAUGACAUAAUCGAUUCGCGUUCUAGAGACGCCAAAGUAAUUCUCGGUCUGGACUUGACAAAGGCUUUUGAUAAUGUUAAACACGAAGCGAUCCUUUGCGGUCUCCAAGAAAUCGGGGUAGGUACGCGAACGUACGACUACAUCAAGGACUUUUUGUCAGACAGAACUGCCUGCAUAAAGUUCCAAGACAUUGAGUCACACACACUAAAGUUAGGGAGCAGGGGCACGCCGCAGGGCUCGGUUCUCCCCCCGUUCCUUUUCAACGUGGCAAUGAGGAGCCUCCCAGCAGCUCUGAGGAGCAUAGAGGGGCUCAAUUUCAGUAUUUACGCGGACGACAUCACCCUCUGGAUUAACCAGGGGAGUGAUGCGAGCAUUGAGGAGCGCUUGCAGGCGGCGACAGACACUGUCGUGAAUUAUGCUGCCAAUAGGGGCCUCUCAUGCUCUCCGCAAAAAUCUGAAUUAUUCGUCUAUAACCCAAAGUCUCUACGAUGCAAACGCAGAUGGGAUUUUAGCAUUAAAGUAGAGGAGAAACCAGUUCCAAAGGUAGAUCAGAUCAGAAUCUUGGGACUGUUCAUUCAGGAGAAUGGAUAUAAUGAUGGUGCAAUCAAAAGACUAGAAAGAUUUGCCACGCAAGCCCUUGGACUAUUUAAAAGGGUCGCGCUGAAAGGACGAGGCCUGAAAGAAAGAAGCUUGCUUAAACUAAUUCAAGCAUACGUAAUAAGCCGCGUGAGCUAUGCCACGCCUUUCUUAAACAUCAGGUCGGAGGAGAGAAGAAAACUAGACUCGCUCAUCCGACGAUGCACAAAGAGGGCCCUGGGCUUACCAAUUAGCACCUCCACAGUGAAGCUUCUCUCUAUGGGAGUGCACAAUACCUGGGACGAAAUAGCGGAGGCUGUCAGAAUAUCGCAGCUCGAAAGACUUAGCCGAACAACCACGGGCAGAGCUAUCCUCGAGAUGGUAGGCCUACAAACAGAUAGGGGACUACGAGUCAAGUCAAGCAUUCCGCAGGACUGCCGAGAAAACCUAAUCAUUCCCCCCCUCCCUCGUCACAUGCAUCCCAUAUUCAACACGGAGAGGAGGGAGAAGAGAGCAGAAGCACUAAUCAGACGCUUCGAUUUAAUGGACAGCAAGUCGGUUGCGUAUGUGGACGCGGCAAGUGGCAAGUCGGGUGCGGCGGUCGCCUCGGUGGUUGACGGCCGAGGUGCUCCCGUAUCGGCCGCCACCAUUAGAAGCCGCAACGCAGAAACGGCUGAAGAAGUUGCGAUAGCGCUCGCUUGCGUUGGAACGAAAGCCAAUUUUAUUAUUAGCGAUAGCAAAACGGCCAUCUGGAAUUUUGGGAAGGGUAGGAUCUCGCCGGAAGCGGCAAGGAUUCUUACCGGUAGACAGCUAAACAGAAAAAUUAGCCUAAUUUGGACCCCCGCACACACGUCCGUUCCUGGCAACGAGGCGGCCCACGAGUUAGCCCGAGCUCUCUACUUCCGGGUAACUGUGGAGCCGCCCGACUGCCGGAACAUGGACGAGCGUCUGCAAACUUAUACGGAGAUUGUGGAAAAUUAUAGAUUACAAAGGAAACAGGUGCCACCACCAGACAAAAGUCUAAGCAAUAGGGAGGCAGUCGCAUGGCGGCGCCUGCAAGCUGGGAACUUCAUAAACCCAGUCUGGGCAUACCAUGUUCGGAUAGAUGACAGGCAACACGAUAAGUGCAAGCACUGUGGGGCGAAAGGGACCCUUGACCACAUAAUCUGGGAAUGUGCUAGCUCCCCAGGGGCUAAAGCAAAUAUAAAUUGUGGAGAAGCCUGGGAAGCUCUGCUGCGGAGCGAGGUCCCUGCUCUACAGCAGCAAGCCACCCGCCUGGCGGAAGAAGCCGCGAAGAGCCAAGACCUCUUUGCCUGCUUCUAA